AUGGAUCUGCUUUCUUUUCCUCCGGAAAUACUUGACAAAAUAUGCAAAGAGCUCUGCAAUCACUGUCAGACUAAGCACCUCUCUCAUAUCCCCCACGAACAAGACCUGAUCACAUCUUGUCCAAGUAAAAUCUGGGAGCACGAUGCCGAAGGCGUCAAAGCCCUUGUUAAUCUUUCCAAGACAUGUCAAACGUUGAACACACUCACUCUGCCCCAUCGCUACCACCGCAUCGAACUCAAGCGCGACAUCCCCGAUACCCGGGAAUUCAUCGCACAUAGCAGAGAUAGUGCGCAUCAUGCCCUCAAACAUGUUCGCAGUCUCAGCUUGGCCUGUACACAGGCAAUGACCGAUUGCUACAAUCAAUUACCGGAUAGUCAAAAACACGGUCCCAAUUUCCUCUGCAUGGUGUUUCAUCAUGCGCUCAAGAUCCAGCUGCUUCGUAUAAACCUCAACUUGGACGAUCAAUUCAAUGUCUCCCGUCGAACAACGGCAGAGUCACUACGGUAUCUACACAUUGAGUAUUCUGACUCCGAGUCAUACUACUACCUCGAAUGCUUUCAGAUAUUUUAUUUGCUCCGAGAGGCGCUCAAGCUCGACACUCUGGUCAUCCAAGUCACCAGUUUGUUCGGUUGGUUUCCGUCAUUGAGACUUGGAAAUGUCAAAUGUCUCAAACUUGUCGACACCAUGGUUAGUCCUGAGUGCCUCGGAAAGCUUCUCAAAUCAUGCCCACAGCUUGCAUCAUUCAUAUUCAGCUUUCCCGCAAAUAUGCGUGACUGGUUGGAAGGAGGAGAUGGUCAUAUGACUACACUCCAAACGCUGCCGCAAGUGCUUUCUGUACGACAGGAAACGCUACGGUAUGUUGAACUUUACUGGGGGCCACAACCUGUAAAUGAUAACGAAAUGCACAUCGUGGGCUCUUUCAAGGCGUUGACUAACCUUGAGAGGCUGGCCCUGGGCGGUCCGGGGUUUCGCUUUGAAAAGGCUGAGAACAACAAGACGCUAGAGACAUGCCUUGUCAGUCUCCUGCCACCGUCAAUCCGCAGCGUCAGCAUUGAUUCGGAUCAUAUGAGCAUCCAUGAACCGAUUUUCGCACUGGGUGAAGCGGUCAAGCAGGGCUCGUUUCCGAUGCUGAAGGAGGUCCGAUGCUAUAAUUGGUUGUAUGUGCAUUUGAAGGGUUUCUUGCUUGAGAAGGCUUCUACACAUUCAUCUAUAACUCGAGAGGGGUUGCAAGAUUGCUGGGAGAGUAGCAAAUCCUCACAUCGUCUACUAUUACAGUUAAGCAGGACAUGUGAUGUAUCGUUCAGUGCAACGAACAAGGGCCUUUUUGAACGUGGUGCUGGGAGGCGGAAAAGAAGUUAG
Messenger RNA from Fusarium mangiferae, 1359 nucleotides. RefSeq lists its product as uncharacterized. The coding region runs from base 1 to 1359 and encodes 452 amino acids. The transcript has a single exon. NCBI's taxonomy places the organism in Eukaryota, Fungi, Ascomycota, Sordariomycetes, Hypocreales, Nectriaceae. The record is from RefSeq and is a predicted model, not a curated record.